CUGGCGGCCGCCCCGCCUCCCUCCGUGGGGAUGCCGGGAUGUUUACGGGCCCGGCAGGAGCAGCAGGGGGCGGAGAGGUGGUCGGGGCUGCCGCGGGUGCCCGAGUCGCUCGCCAGGAGUCCCGCUAGGUGCCCGCGGGCAGGUCCGCCCCGGCCCCAAGCCUGAGGCACCGGAGGGUAGAGGAGGCCGGCUCAGGUUCCCCGCGCCAGGAGAAGGCGGAGCCAGGCUUCCCGGAUCUGAAAAUUUGUACACUGCAACCUGUACCCUGGAUGCCAGCGUUGAGUGGGUGCUGAAGAGGGUCGAUCAGUGUUGGUGACCUGACAAAGUGUGGGCCAGGUUUGACCAGUGAGCCAGUUCCCUCCAAAUGGCCAACCUCUUUAAAGAGGACGUAAGGGACGCUUUUACGUGAUAGAAUGGAUGAACAGUCCCAAAGCAUGCAGGGGCCUACUGUGCCACCAUUUCAGCCACAGAAAGCCUUGCGACCUGACAUGGGCUAUAAUACACUUGCCAAUUUCCGAAUAGAGAAAAAGAUUGGCCGUGGGCAGUUCAGUGAAGUUUACAGAGCAACCUGCCUGUUGGAUGGGGUACCAGUGGCGCUAAAGAAGGUUCAGAUAUUUGAUUUAAUGGAUGCCAAAGCCCGUGCUGACUGCAUCAAAGAAAUAGAUCUUCUUAAGCAACUGAAUCAUCCAAAUGUGAUUAAAUAUUAUGCCUCAUUCAUUGAAGACAAUGAACUGAACAUAGUGUUGGAAUUAGCUGAUGCUGGGGAUCUCUCUAGAAUGAUAAAGCAUUUUAAGAAACAGAAGAGGUUGAUUCCUGAAAGAACAGUUUGGAAGUACUUUGUUCAGCUUUGCAGUGCCUUGGAACAUAUGCAUUCUCGUCGUGUUAUGCAUAGAGAUAUAAAGCCGGCUAAUGUGUUCAUUACAGCUACAGGUGUAGUAAAGCUUGGAGACCUUGGACUUGGUCGAUUUUUCAGCUCCAAAACCACAGCUGCACAUUCUUUAGUUGGUACACCUUAUUAUAUGUCUCCAGAGAGAAUACACGAAAACGGUUACAACUUCAAAUCUGACAUCUGGUCUCUAGGCUGUCUGCUGUAUGAGAUGGCUGCACUGCAGAGUCCUUUUUAUGGUGAUAAAAUGAACCUGUACUCCCUGUGCAAGAAGAUAGAACAGUGUGACUACCCACCUCUCCCUUCAGAUCACUAUUCAGAAGAACUGCGACAGUUAGUUAAUAUGUGCAUCAACCCGGAUCCAGAGAAGCGACCAGACAUAACCUAUGUCUAUGAUGUAGCGAAACGUAUGCAUGCGUGCACUGCGAGCAGCUAAACAGACAUCGGGUCACGAAGAAAAAAGCAGAAAUAACCAAGUAUUUUAAGUAAAUCCUCCCACCUCUUUGUGUGUUACUGAAAUGUAAUUAUUUGAAUCUUCCUGUUGUGCUUUGAAUUGUAAACCAAUUUAUAUAGGAGCUUUGUCGUUUCCUGUUUAUUUCUAUUUUUUGUAUUUUUUACUAAUUUGCAGUUUUACAACAGGUUUAAAUAUGUAAAGCUUAACUUUAAAAGAUAGCGAGAACCAUUUUUUUCAAUGUUAAGUGGGUUCAAGUGUAUUUAAUAACAAAAUUGUAUUCGGUCGGGCCUCAGUUCUAAAACACAGUUGCACUUUUGCACAUGAUACAGAUAUUAGGCUUAUUAUCCAGAAGCAAAAUGUCUGAAUCUCUCACCAUUUUAGUAAUUUAUGGAAAGUAUGAAUCAGCACAGUUAACUUUAUUUUAAUCUUUGUCCUAAGAGGGGCAUAAUUAUUAUAGAAGGUUGUUGUAGUUUAUAUUGAAUUGUAGUUUGCAGUCCUCAGCGUAAGAGUAGACAGGUGAUACGAUUAGUUCUCUGCUUGCCAAAUGUAAUGGGAAAAUAGUUCAGGAAAAAUUGUCGUGCUGAAAUUUUUGUAAUAUCCCUUUUUGUUUUGUUCUUCUGUCAUAAUGCACAUAAACAUUUGUUGGAGGUUUUCUGGGAAAAUGUAAAGUGUUGAUUCUGCAAUCUGAUCGUUUUCAAUAGACUUGUGCAGCACUGCCCUGGGGCAAUAGGAGUCUACACAGUUAAGUCUUAAAACCAUGCAGAUGCUUCUUGUAACAAACAGGGUUCUUUUGGGGCUAGUGUUUAUGAGAAGGUCUGAUUAAAAGAUGCAAUCUUUAAGUUACAACUUCCCAACUGCUUAUGGAUAUCUCACUGUUUGUAGAUUUUUGUGUUUAAAAUAAUUUGAAUUACCUUACAGUAUAUUUAAAUUUUUAAAUUGCUGUUGUUUGUUUUUUUUUUUAAAUACAGAACCCUUUUGGAAAAUAUAUAAUAGUGCAGUAUAACACAAAAUGUAUUCUUCAAGAAUAUCUGGUUUUAUAUACUGUAUUUUGAGAACUAGUUUUAUAUUUAGCCAAAGUAAAUUUUAGCUUUUAUGUUUAAGAGAAAAGUUGCCACUUCUUCAUCUGGGAAAUAGCUAUUUAUGCAAAAUGUCUUACAAUUACUUUAUUAGUUGAAAAGGAAAUUCAGAGUAUUUUUGCUAGACUUCAGUACCUUUUGGGUAUGCUUAAAUAAUUUUUUUUUUGUUAAGAAAGCAAAGCAUCUUAUUUUUAGAUGUGGUAAAAAUGGAGAAUGGACUGAAAUGUCUUGAGUUUCAAGACUGAACUUCUUAUACAGAGCUGUCAAAACAUAAUUAUUACCAGUGAUGUUGCUAAGAAGCUGUUACGGUCAGUGAAGUCUUUCUCCUUAUGCGGGCAAAAAGAAGUUAGUUCAAAUAAAAGCAGUAGUGUGUACAUAAACAUACAGGUUCUAGACACAGUCAGUUCCCUGCAUGCUCGGAGUUUUUUUUAUUUCUCUGUGCAGCUUUAAUUCUUGACUCGAUAUAAUGCUCAGAGAAAAAAAAUCCAACUGUGGUGUUUGUGGAUGAAAUGUUCAAGCCAGGCCAGGGUUUUUUUCUGCUUUUGUAUUUUUUUAAAACUACAAAUACUAUGGAAAUUGUGUUUUGGCAAAACACAGGAGUUCUAAAGCAGUAUGUAUUAAAACAAGCUGAUAAUCUGGCACAUGUUUUAAAAUAUUUUUUUUUGUUUCCAGAUUUUGUAGGAUGAAUGCUUAGUUUUCCUUCCAGCUUCUGUGUAUACCUAAUCUUGUAGGACUUCAGUGGAACAAUUUGUAGGGAGGAAGUAUUUGAGAAACCUUGAUGUGUGUCUAGCAACCUCUAGAAUUGUUUUCAUUUAUUAUCUCAUUAUUGAAUUUUAAAUAUUAUAUUUGUGUUCUAUAACAAUAGUUCAUAUGUCAGAAUGAAAUGUUUUUUGUUGGAAAAGGCACCACAAUACUUGCUUGACUGCCAGGAUUAGCUCUUAAUAUGCACAAAUACUCAAAACAAUGGUUUUUUCCUGAAAGGCACUAGAACAUUUAAAAAUCAUUGAAAAAAAAAAACCAAACCCCAACACAGACUAUUUGCAUCUAAUAUUAUGAACUUUUCCUGAAAGAAACCAAUAAUAGAUUCUCCCCACUCCCUGCCCCACAUCUGGAAGAAUGCAUUAAGUAAACAAAACAUAAGUUAAGAGUUAGCAAAUGUGCACAUUUAAGCAUUUAAUUUUUUUUGUUUUUAGUAUUUGUGAUUAGAUCUUCUGCUGAGGAAAAUAAAUAGUUGUUCCUAUUUUAAAAUCUGUAAAAUUAAUGGUACAGGUGACUCUGGUACCAAACUUGAUAAUUAAGAAGCCCAUAUGGGUUAAUAGAACUGCUUAUAUAACUGAGGAUUGUAGAAUCUAUCCGCUAAGUAAAGCACCUAGUAAUGUAUGAAAAUAAGUCUGUUAAAACACUCCCAUGUGUGCUAUAUACUUACAAAAUAUUUUCUUUUAUAAAACACCGUUCUGUUUUUCAUAUGUUGUCAAUGGUGAUGUUUGGCACUAUUUAUUUUAAGCUAUGGCAUUACACGUGUAUUUUCUUUAAAGAGAACGUGUUAUGUUUCUAACCAAAAUGUCUUGACUAGCUCCUGCUUUUAUUUCAGUAAUGCUGCAGUAUUAACUUGCUUCACAAGUGAACUUUGUGCUUUGAAUGGCAUUGCAUAAAAUCUUUGUCUUGUCUUGAAAGCUCUUUCCCUGCUAUGCAGUACUCUAAUAGAAAAAAAUAGAUAUUAAUAUAAAAAUAAUAGUGUUCCUAUGAUAUUUUUUCAAACUUUUCUUAUUACAGAUACAUAUAUAUAUAUGUGUGUGUGUGUGUUACAGUAGAUGCUACCUAUCUUGUGGAUAGUUUACUGCUUCCAGUAGUUGAUUAUAGGUGAGUUAUCUUGACUGUAACAAAAGACAGUACAUUAAAAAAAAAUCUUUUUCAUAUUAUUUGCCAAAUAUUUCUCUAAAAAUACUAUAUCAGAUAUAUUCACAAUUAACCCAAAAGAGUGUGUUUAUCUAAAAUUUAAAAACAAAUCUAAAAUUAUUUUCAAACCAUAUGAAAAUAUCUGAAAAGCAUAAAAAUAAUGAAGAGCUCCUGUCAUGGCCCCAGUCGUAUGAGCUCUGGUCUAUAGGUUGUAGGUUUUUAUGUAACUUCAGUAAUUUUGAGUGAACCUCAUACGCACACAUGAAUAAAUAGUAAUCAGUAAUCAAUAUAGAAAUGAUGUGCUCAGCUCACUUUUUAUACUUUCUGUAUGUCAGUGGUUUGGUAGCAGGGAAUAAUGUGGUUUUUCCUCUCCCCUCUUCUGUUGCACUCUAAUGAUCCAGCUACCAAUUGUAUGAGCAGGCAAUAGAAGUAUGUUGUCUUUUUGUAAUGAGCUGAAACUUUAAAAACAUGCCAAUAUACUGGAAGAUGAAAUAGAGUAUUAGAAGUGUCUGAGAAGGCUGGUGUUUUAUUCAUGCUCAUGAUUAAGAAAGCCAUGGAGUGAAAUUCUUGACAGAAGCUUGGAAAUGGAGAAGAACUUAUGCCAGUGGUUCUCAGAUAUCUCUGAAUGGGACCCAGAAUUGCAGUGAUGUUUGUUUUCAACAAUCUCCCACUUAAUCUCUGUCUUUGCUGUUAUACAGCGAGAUGAGAAUCUUAAUGGCUGAAUUUGAAUGCUGGUGGCGAUUGCUGUGUCAGGUAUUUGAUCUUCUAGGAACAGGAGGUAGAUGUGAGGGAGAGUCAAAGAAGGCCUUCAAGUCUUGCUUUCUGGAGAGUUAAUUUAAUCUGGAAGUAAAGGUGCUGGUUAGCAGAGUUCAAAUCACUGCUUUUCCAUCAUUUUUAAUACUUCUUUAAAAGUAAAAUGUUUUUCCAACCCUGCCGUAUCCCCACAUUAUCUAGCCAGUGGCAGCGAUGGUCUUCUGAAUUUCUGAUUGCUGGUUUGGUCUAGGUGAAUAACUAAACCUUUCUGCCAAGAUCACCCAGGGAAAUACAGGCACCGGGCAUGCCCAGUGGGGUGUUACAUCUCUGAACAUGACUCAAAUACAGAUUUUGUGUGGGGAUUUUUAACGUUCUUUUUCAAAAUUUUGUCCCUUCCCUGAACCUUGUUCUUCAGUUGAUGCUUUUUAAAAAUUGUUUCCCUUUCAUAUUCACUUCUGAAGUCCUACGAUUCCUGUCCUCCACUGCUUCUGCUUCAUCUUUCCUGUUGUCUGCUCUACCCUCUUCCUGAUUUGAAGCCCUCUGUGUCUAGUUUUCCUAGUGGCCAUUAGUUUUCUUCUUUCUUUGUGACUUUGCUAAACUCAACCCAUUUCUGUCUUCUCAAAUUUUAUCCCUCACUAUGGGCAAGCCCUAUUUGUCGUCUUUUCCCUGGUAAGUACUUAACUCCAUUGUUCUGCAGUCUGUUUUUCCAGCCCAAUGCCUUUGAUUUUUAGUUUUAGACAGAUCUUUCUCACUGCCUCAAUCAUUCCCAUGACCUUGUCUUUACUAAAUACUGUUCACUUUAUUAUCUCUGAUUUCUAAAUUCCCUUUCUCUGAUCACUACCUGCUCUCUUUCAGCUUAUCUGUCUUUCUCUCUCCUCUACCCUGUCACUCACUCCUUUUGGGACCUCCAGUCUAUUAACCUUUCUGACUCCUUUACUCUUCUCAGCUGCCUCCUUCCUUCAUUGGCCUCACUUUCUUUGACUCACUGGUCUUUAUUUUCAUCUCUCUCUGCUUCUCUAUAUGUCGUUUCUUUGGCUGCUUCUCACAGUGCCCUGUCUCCAUUCCUCUCCCUAGACAUUUUUCUUGUAAUUUCUUAAUUUCCAUUCCUGCUUUUCUGAAUAUCUCUGAAGAGUAUGUCAGCACAACACAGCUUUGGACUUGGCUUCGCCUUACCUGUGCUAAUUCUCUUUCCAAAUGGACUUUUUAACCACUUUUGCCCACCUUUUUUUUUUUUUCUUGUUGAACUUGCUUGCAGGUUUGCUAUUAAUUUCAUUUCUUGAUUCAUUCUUGAUACACAAUGUGUCUUCAAAACCAAUCCUGACUUUUGCAUAAUAACAUCUUUUUCAAAAUUGUUCUACUUCUAAGAAUCUGUUUCUGAAGGCUAUAGUUAAGAGGCUUCUCUGCUUCUUAACUAUAUGAGUUUGCUGCUUUUAUUUCUGCAUCUUUUAUGUCUCUCCUUUUAGUGAAUGACUUCUUCCUCUUUAAAUCCUCCUCUCAUUUCCUUCACUAGCAACCAAGUUUCUUGAAGGGGAUGGCACCCAUCGUCCUAACUGGUUCUCUUUUUCAGUACUUUGCCCUUUACUCCUCAUUUGUCAUCCCCUAAUUUCAUAGACCUGAACAUCCUCCCUCCAUUUUGUUUUCAAGUUUUUGGCCUUACACUUUAAUUUGAAUGCCCCAAAAUUCCAGUUUGGUUCUCCCAUAGUUGUCUCUCCAGAUGAUUCCUUGAGUAUCCAGCCACAGUCUCAGACCUGUUCAGAUUCAAAGAUCUAGCUUUUAUUCCUGACUCCCUCUAGACUAUUUUCUAACAUCCCUGACAAUAUUACUUGCCGAUUUUCCAGGGCCACAACCUUUCUAUCCCUGACAUUUCUCCCAUGCCUGUGUAUCAGAUGACUCAAAGUUAGUAGUAUCAGAUUCCAGCCCUCUUCGCUAUCUGUGUUCUUUCUUACCUUUUAUCUUCACUGUUCUAACCUCUGUGUCAUUUUGACUUCUUUUCUCCCUUCGAAGUAUCAAAAAUUGACAGGACUAAACUCCUGUCUUUGGGAUUUAGCUGUUUCAUGUGCUGAAGAAGGAACUCCACCAAAUUACUACUUGAUUUGUGUUUUUAAGAGACUUGAGUCCCACAAAUUUUGUCGUCUUUCAGGACUGUAGAGCUGGAGUAGAUUCUGUUCCUCCAAGUACUGCAGAAGUCCCUGAAUUUGGGCCUUGAUUUAGUUUUCUACUGCUUCAGAUACAAAGUUUUUUCCCUCCAUUUCUUUGUACAUAUUGUAUGUAACUUUGUCUCGUUUCUGCAUAUACAGCUAACAGUUGUUUUCUUGUUAGAGUAACUUGAUUUCGGUGUUUUUACCAUUGCUUGAAAUAAGAAUAUGCUUAAGAGCUUCACUGGCUGGAUCCAGAGUGUGAGGCACAAUGUUCCUCUUUGUUACCGUCCCACCCUUACACUGGCGUCUCUUACUUGCUUCCCUCUGUAUCUUGGCUAGCUGAAGAUACACUAUAUUACACUGCAGGGCAGUGUAGAUACAGUUGAGCCAGCUGCAAACAAGGUAGCUUAUAUACUUGCAGCAAUACUGCAAGUUCUUAUCAACAGUCAAAUGCUUAUUUGUCCUGUAGGUCUAGAACUGAGCUCUGUGCUGUACUGCCUCUCUCUCCUUGCUGCCCUAAUUUAAAGCCAAAUCAGAUCUGCCUGCAUGGUGGACUGCAUGGUUUUCUGUGUAGGUGCAAUAUCUGACUUCCCAGCUUUAGCAGGCUUUCAGAUUUGAAAGACUGCAUGUUUGCAGAGGCUCACUGUUGAUCAAAUUGUCAGACCUUUGCUCAUAAUUAUCCUCAUAUGUGUUGAGAUUGAGAAGCAAAAUUCUCUAUAAAACUAAAGUUUGGGGUUUUGGGACUGUAGGAGAUGGAUCUGACAUUCGGCUCUAGUUUGGUGUCUGUGGGUAUACACGCAUUUAAUCCCUGUUUAUUUGCACCAGAAUAAUUCUUUUCUUUUAGAGGAUCAGUUGCUUGUUGGCACAAAGCAAAGACUUUUUUAGUAUUUCUCAGGUAGUAUGUUUAUUCCUUGUUGCCGGUUUGUACCAUGUCAUAUCAUUAGUUAAUCUGUUUUUCUACAACUGCCUUAGUGAUGGGUGGAAGCCCUACAGCUUGUGUCUAAUUGAAAUCUUCUGUUCAUAUGGAAAUAAAAAUAAAUAAAGAAGUUAGGUGCAUUGAGUCCUUCCUGAUGGUUCUGCUUGCUUUGCAUUUAAAUCCUAGUGGUAGGAAGAGGACUCAAACUGGACAGAAAUGGUCCCCAAGACAGAGUAGAGAUGUUUUGGGGUUCCCUGCUUCCUUUCCACCUCCUAGCUCCUCAUUCUCUGGCUUCCCUCAGGCACUUGCUGGGGACACGGCACUGCCAGUGUAUCGAGGGCUAAUAGAAACUCAGAAACUAAAAUGUCGAUGUUAUUUUGCUUAUGUUCCUGUGGUGUCCUUUCUCAGUGUGAAGAGAAAUGUCCCAUUCAAAAAUUACUAGGAAGAUCUUUAGUGGUGUUAUACAAUCUUCUAUUGCUCUUCACACGUUUGGCAUUAAAAGUGUGUUUGCUGUUACAAAGAGAAUUUUACAAAGACUCUUAGUUUGCCUUUUAAUGUGUUGGUACUUUUUUGUACACUUAAUUUGCUGAUUGUUUCUUUGAUUUGUCAUCCUGGACUGUUGUAAAGAUGAUCAUUAAAAAUGAGUAUUGCAUUUUCUGGUAAGAUUUUGCUGGGAAAGGGGAAGAAGGUAAGUGUUCAUUGAUUUGUUUGAAUUUGGCUGCUGAUUGUGCUUGAAUCAAAUCUUAGAAUCAUUCAGGUUGGAAAGGACCUGGAGAGAUAUCUCUAGUCCAGGCUCCUGCUGAGAGCAGUCAAUGCUGAAUUCAGAGCAGGGCUCACGGCGUCAGCCAGUUGGGUCUUGAAAACCUCUAAGGAUAGAGAUUGUGCAGCUUUUCUGGGCAGCUCCAAUGAUUAGCUAGCUUCACUGUAAACCUUGUUUUCAUUAUAUUCAGUCAGAAACUCCUCAGUUACAAAUCAUGGUCGUUGUUUCUUCUCCUGUCACUCCUCAAAUGUUCUUUGUAUUGCAAAAAAAAAAGUCAGUCAAAUACUGAAACAGAGAACUUAACGAUGUGUUAUUUUCUGAAACUGUUGUUGCAAACAAAUAAAUAUGUUAAUGUAGUAUUUCCGCAUCCUGUAUGACAUGUACACUAUAUUCAAUUACUACUUGAGUGUAAAAUAAAAUUUUUGGCAGUAAAACUUGAUUUUAAAGUUCUGUGAUGUUUAUGGCCUGGGUGUUCUCAAUUGUUACCUUUAAACCUACUAGAUGUUUCCUGGCAGAGCACACUUCUGUCUGCCUUGGUGAGCCCCAGAAGUUGGGAUCCUGAACAUAACUUUUUGUGUUUCUACCAUCCUCGAGGCAGUCUCCAGAAGACAGCUUCCCACUGGGGUUGGCCUGGGAAGGAAGCUCACGUGCAUCAGAAUAACUGGUGGUUAUGGAAACUAUACUUUCAGUGUCUCAUGUGCUGGUGGAAACUUGCCUGUAGAGAUUUAUCAAAACAGAUUUUGGGAGGAAAACUACCUGGGCAGGACAGCAGGGGAGGGAGGGCAGUUUUUCAGAGUAGUAGCUGGUUUUGGUAAAUUUUCCCAUGUGUUAAAUGAGAACUCAAAAUUUGAAACUUCUGACCACAGGCUUCUUGGAGGCAAAUAAAGAAUAUAGCAAAUAGAUUCAGUUCCAAAUAUGUCAGAAAUUCAGUCUGAGACAGUUUCCUUAAACCAAGAAUAAUUUCUUGAUCUUAAAAGAUAUCACUUAACAGUUAUCUAUCUGGCAGGGUGCUGGUGGCUCUACAGAAUUUUUGUACUGGACCUUUUACAAGGCAUGUGUUUCCCUAGACCUGCUUGUGGGGUAUCGCAGCUGUGCAGGCUAUCUGGCAGCUGGGGUCCUUCGUCUGCCUCAUUCCACAUUAGUGGAGCAGAGGCAGCAGAGGGAACAUGGUGACCAAGUGUGCCUUAUGUAGCAUUUGCUUCCAAGAAAGUACUGGCACGGGGUAGAGCUGCACAUGCUGCUCCGUUCGCUUGCUUCCCAGCACCAGCCGUGUAAGUCAGACCCUCUGGUGCCAGGAAACAGGGAAGUUAGAGGUACUGUGUAAACACACAUCUCUGAUGUAUGUCAAGUCAACCCUGCUAGAAUGUAUUCUGAUUUUCAUUCAUUUGUAAUGACUUAAUGUAAUUCAAAUGUUUAAAAAGAAUAAAAAAGGGGUUGCAAAUGA
Molecule: messenger RNA, 10323 nt
Organism: Phalacrocorax carbo (great cormorant)
Lineage: Eukaryota; Metazoa; Chordata; Aves; Suliformes; Phalacrocoracidae
Source: RefSeq, a predicted model, not a curated record